AAACGGAAGCAGAUAUUUUUCACUUGGUUCAAUCUUAAAAAUAGAAUAAAAACAUCACAAUAACAAGCCAAAAUAAAAAAAAUAUAAAAAUAACAAAUGGUGUCCAUGAGAGCGACCACCGUGACGUCUGAACAUCGAUGACAGCCCGCACUGUAUGCGGCCCAUGUACCGUAUUAUCAACCAAAACAAAACGUACGCAUGCGAGUCUGUGUAUUUUGUUUCGAAACGCAGCAAAAACGUAAUAUUCCGCUCGCGCCACAAAACCGUGCAAUCGCGUGAACGCCACAGACCAUCCUUAUCAGCGCAGUGUAAACAAAGCCGCGAGACGAGCGAAAAAAAAAUCAAUUCAAAAAAGUUUGAGCGCGCGCACAAGGGCGGCGCAAAAAGCGUGCCCAAAAUUCGGUCGUCCUCGGCACAGGACAAAGAGCAGCUAGCUAGCGGGUCAAUACGGUACCAAACAAAUGGCAGAAAAAUUCACAACACAGCGCGACACGUAACGGAUGGACCCCGAACCGGGCGGACGGACGGACGGACGGACAGCGCCGGUCUGAUCGAUAAUCCCCCGUACCGUGGUGCUGUGUGCAUCCUGCCUUUUGUUUUGUACGUGUGUGCAGCAGCGCAGUAUGAAUUUAAUAAUAUCUUCUGAAGGAACUCGAAAACAAACGGUGUGAGGAACUGCCGGAAGGAAAGCAACCUGCUGUCGUUUGCUGAAUGGGCAGAGUGCACUAAUAAUGAAACCGAACGACAGUCUCAAAACAACCGCAGAGAAUCAUAAACCAGCCGACGGCAGUCCGUUAAAGCUCGUGAGCAAACAGUUCCUCUGCGGCACACCGGUUCGAUCGAUCCGGUGGCAUGGUCUGUUUGAACGCGAACUAAGCUGGGACGAGCAGGCAGCCCUGCUGGACGCGACGGUAGAUCAUCCACUGGUUCUACGGUACCCGCUCGGUGCCGAGUACCAGGCGGCCUUCCUAAAGCACAUCAUCGCCCAGCUGUCCAGCAUGAACGUUGAGCAUCACGAUCGGAUGUACGAGAAGUAUUGCGCGAUGCUUUCACCCGGCACGGAACUACCCUUGGACGACCCGUCGAUCGGGCUCAGCUACAAGCACUACGAACUGCCCCACGGACAGGGCGUUAUAUCGUUGAAGGAAUCGGGCGCGUUCGUGUCGGACGGUACGACCGGGCUGUGCAGUUGGCAGGCGGCCAAAGCACUGUGCGAACACAUAUCGAACAAUCGGGAUGAUUUCCACGGCCGGAACAUACUGGAGCUGGGGUCGGGCGUGGGUUUGUCCGGGAUUUAUCUAGCCAAGUGCUACGAACCGUCGAUCAUCGUGAUGUCGGAUUGUCACUCGUCGGUGCUGACCGCGCUGAAGGAGAACGUCAGGCUCAACUUCCCCGGUGCGGCCUCGGUCGAGUGUGACAAUCCGUUGGUUAGUUUGCUGCUCGACAGCGGCAACACGCUGAUGGGUGUGAUGGAUCUCGAUUGGCAGUACAUUAGUGCGUCCAACCUGAGCCAGCUGAUCGAACCGGACGUGAUCGUGGCGGCCGACAUCGUGUACGAUCAUACGCUGUUUCCGGCGCUGCUCUCGACGCUCAACUACAUCUUCUGUCUGUCGAACAAUCGGUGCAAGUUUGUACUGGCUUGUACCGAACGGAACCAGGACACGCUGAACGAGUUUCUGCAGCUGUUGAUCACGGCCAAGUUUCGCAUCAACGAGGAAACGGUUUCACCAUCGCGCCACUUUCACUGGGACAGCAGCGCAUCGACCAUACGGAUCUUCACCAUAACGAGAGCCUUCUCAUAAGCACCUUCUACUGCACACCGGCGGCAUGCGGAAAAUCCUUUUAACCACCUAUCGCUAGAUAUGCUUUCGUAUGAUGCUUGUCUCUUUUUUCAACAACCAACUUUAAUCAAAAAUCUAUCAUAAUCUAUUCCUAUAUUUAUUAUAAAUCGGCGCCAGAGGGACCAUCAGACGGGAAUUGCGUACACAUCAACAAUUACCUUACAUCAGCUUACACCGAAAUGACCGAAACAAAAAGACAAAACCUUAAAGUACACACACCAAAUACACACAACAUACCACAACGGAAAAUGGAACAAGUUAACCUGUUUUAUGAAGAGAGAGAGAGCAAGGAAAAAACACGUCCAGUUUAGCCCAGAAAAUAGAAAUCCAACUAUAUAUGUACGCUAGUUGAAAUAUGCUAAAUAUAUGUAUACAUAUACAUUAGUGCAAUCCUAA
Messenger RNA from Anopheles stephensi (Asian malaria mosquito), 2237 nucleotides. Its product is annotated as protein-lysine N-methyltransferase EEF2KMT. The record is from RefSeq and is a predicted model, not a curated record. The transcript is spliced from 5 exons. Lineage: Eukaryota; Metazoa; Arthropoda; Insecta; Diptera; Culicidae. Bases 732 to 1802 code for a protein of 356 amino acids.